AUCACCGGUGGCAGUAGAGAGUACAGGGACUGGGCAAAGUCCACUUGUCACUAAAUACUGUGAAUUGUUUAAAAGUUGCUUCUAAGUGUUUUUCUUUCCCAUUAUUAUUCCAAACAUGCCUGAAAUUUAAUUUACAAUUUCUACGUCACUGGGGGAGCACAUUUGUACUGUAUUUAGCGAGGCUAUCUUAGUCGUCUGAUCGUAACAUUCAGAAGUAACUGCGGGGAAGUUAUUGUGCUUUACGUAUACACUGUGUGGAUGAUAGCAUAUAUUUUUUUAAAUUCACAACACUAGUGUUCAAAAUAUGCGCUAUUGUGUCUUAAUCCCUUCCUACAUACGAUGAAUAAGGCAUUCUAAUGCAUAAAGUGAACAUGAGUGCCGCCCUCAAGUUAAAACGGAAGUGAAUAUGAGGGAGUAUCCUUGGUUUAGAAUCUCAAAUGACAAGAAACUAAGUAGCUUCGCGCAUGCUCGGUGUAAUGUAAAAGUGAUUACGGCAGUAAGGCCGUUCGUCUUGGUGGCGUUUUUAAUAAACAGCGCCUCUCUGUGGGCAAAUCCCAUAAAAAUUGGCAAAAUAACAAAUUGGCGACUUUUUGGGAGCUCCCUAAAAUAUUAAGAGAGAAUCACGUCAAAGGCAGAAGCUUACAUUUGAUUAACGCCAUCUCAGACCUCCAAGUGGAGCUAAUUCGACUGCGGCGGCUACUGCGUGCUCGAAGCUAAAUGGUUUAACAGUGGACUGAGCCGAAUAAGCCACGAUGACGACUACGGUGGUGCCGUCCUCUUCUCCGCCGCCGAGCAGCCGCCCAGUUGCUCACGCCAAAAGUCCGAGCACGCAGAGGAUCCACAAGCUAGUGGCGGUGCCCGGGUGCAAACCAAACACGCUCAACGACCUGCUACUCCUGCGGCCCGGAAAUGGACACGAGUCUCAAGAAAACAACUGCAGUAAUAGCAAACAUGUGGUGUUUUUCCACGGCGACAUUCAGAACUUCCAGGAGGAGAUGUCCUUGGAGCCGGAGUGCGCCCAGUGGCUGCCGUGGAGUCUGGAGCAGGUGGGCGUGACGCUGGGCCGCCGCUUUCCUGGGCACCACGUGUGGGUGGUGCGCGCCUCUCGCAUGUACCUGCACAAGUUCAGCAGUUACUGCAACUUUGUGGAGAGCAACAUGUUUGGUGCCCCGGAACAUGCCCCGUACUCACCCGAUGGUGGAGCGCUUCGCCACCUCAGGGCUUUACUGAUCCACGGGAUGGAGCGAGCCGGCUUGCCAAACACCAUCCGACCUCCGGGAGGUGGCACCGGCACCCUUGCCAGGUUCUCCCUGAUUCUGGUGGGUUUCAGUAAAGGUUGCGUUGUCCUCAACCAGGUGGUGCACGAGUUGGGCGGUGCCCUGGCGGAUCCGCACCUGUCAGACUUUGCCGGAAGCCUAUCGGACAUGUUCUGGCUGGAUGGCGGCCACCCAGGGGGGAGCGAGACCUGGGUGACGAACAGAAGGUUGCUGGGCCAACUGGCCAACAGCGGGAUCGGGCUCCAUGCCCACGUGACACCCUACGAGGUCCGGGACCCCAUGCGGGCCUGGGUGGGCCGAGAGCACGCUUGUUUCGUGAAGACCCUGGAGGAGUUUGGGGCACGUCUGUAUGACAAACUCCAUUUUGAGGAUGAACCGCCCUCCAUUGAAAACCACUUUAGGAUCAUUCAGGAAUUCUGAGGCCUUUUUAACCAUUCUGUUGGAUCUGUCCAUCAGGAUCUUCUGGGUACUAAAUUGCCUCAAAGUAUGAACAUUUUGAGGAUUCAGCAUGAAAAAAGGGUACGCUCUAAUUCCUUUUGAAUUUGUUGAAACUGGCGCCUUCCUUCAGUGGAAAGAAGUUUUUCCAGGCACUUUACUUAGAAUGACGCAUUUUGACCCAUUUAAAAAGAAAAAAAAGUUCCCUGUGUUUUCAUUUAAAUUAUAGGCUUUGUGUACGCAAGACAGUCUUCAUUUAAACUUGCACUCGUGAUCAGCUAUGUUUACAGGCUUUGAAACCACAGUGGCUGCCUUGUUUUUUUCCUUCAGUUUAGAUUGUGUGACUGAUUAUGAGGGCAACAGUAGUCUGAAUAGACUGAAAGGAUGUUAUUCUCAUCUUCUUUAGUUCUAGUCUGGUGGUGUGUUCAUUUGAAAGGAGCCAUCAAUGUGUACGGAUUAGAAUGCUGUUUCCCACUAUUGCUGCACUAUGACCCUGGCGGUCACGUUUGCUAACAUAAAAAAGCGAAUCAUUCCAUUUUGAGAGAUCUGAGAGAGAUGUGAAAAUUAAAAUACUCUUGUCGCGGGUCAAAUAGACCCUUUUAAUGAAAAAACAAGAAAAUGUUAAUAAAGAUAAUUGCAUUAAACCUC
Molecule: messenger RNA, 2360 nt
Organism: Syngnathoides biaculeatus (alligator pipefish)
Lineage: Eukaryota; Metazoa; Chordata; Actinopteri; Syngnathiformes; Syngnathidae
Gene: c14h2orf69
Product: chromosome 14 C2orf69 homolog
Exons: 3
Coding region: 753-1697 (314 amino acids)
Cellular component (GO): mitochondrion
Source: RefSeq, a predicted model, not a curated record